AUGGUGGGGACCAAGGCCUGGGUGUUCUUCUUCGUCCUGAUGCUGGAGCUCACCUCUGUGCUGGGGAGGCAGAUGAUGCUCAGCCAGUCUGUGAGAAGAGUCCGACCUGGGAAGAGGACCCUCAGCAACUUUGCCAAGCCUGCGAGCCCCCUGGAGACUCCGGGCGAGUGGACAACAUGGUUCAACGUUGACCACCCAGGCGGGCAGGGUGACUUUGAGCGACUGGAUGCCAUUCACUUCUACUACGGGGAGCGUGUGUGCGCUCGGCCCCUGCGGCUGGAGGCUCGGACCACUGACUGGAGACCUGCAGGCAGCACUGGCCAGGUGGUCCACGGCAGUCCCCGCGAGGGCUUCUGGUGCCUCAACCGGGAGCAGCGGCCCGGCCAGAACUGCUCCAAUUACACCGUGCGCUUCCUCUGCCCGCCAGGAUCCUUGCGCCGAGACACAGACCGUAUCUGGAGCUCGUGGUCUCCCUGGAGCAAGUGUUCUGCUGCCUGUGGUCACACGGGGGUCCAGACCCGAACACGCACCUGCUUGGCAGAGACAAUGUCGCUGUGCAGUGAGGCUUCGGAGGAGGGCCGGCUCUGUAUGGACCAGGCCUGCACAGCCUGUGACCUGGUCUGCCACAUGGGCCAGGUGAAUGCUGACUGUGACGCCUGCAUGUGCCAGGACUUCAUGCUGCAUGGGACUGUCUCCCUCCCUGGGGGUGCCCCAGCCUCAGGAGCCACUGUCUACCUGAUGACCAAGACACUUAAGCCGCUGACCCGGACGGACAGCAGUGGGAGAUUCCGAGUCCCUGGCUUAUGCCCAGAUGGCAAAAGCAUCCUGAAGAUCACAAAGACCAAGUUUGCUCCCAUCAAGCUCACGAUGCCCACGACUAGCCUGAAGUCAGCCACCAUCAGUGCAGAGUUCAUGAGAGCAGAGAUCCCAUACAUUGUGAAGAACCCUGAGACAAAAGCACGGAGAGCUGGGCAGAGUGCGGCCCUGUGCUGUAAGGCCACGGGGAAGCCCAGUCCAGACCAGUAUUUCUGGUAUCACAACAACUCGCUGCUGGAUCCCUCCCUCUACAAGCACGAUGGCAAGCUGUUACUGAAGAACCUUCGGCGGGACCAGGCUGGGGAGUACUUCUGCAAGGCCCAGAGCGACGCGGGGGCUGUGAAGUCCCAGGUCGCCAAGCUGAUUGUCAUAGCCCCUGAUGAGGCUCCGUGCAAUCCAACGCCUGAGAGCUACCUUAUCCGGUUGCCUCAUGACUGCUUCCAGAAUGCCACCAACUCCUUCUACUAUGACGUGGGCCGUUGCCCUGUCAAGACCUGUGCAGGGCAGCAGGAUAACGGGAUCCGGUGCCGGGACGCUGUGGAGAACUGCUGUGGCAUCUCCAAAACAGAGGAGAGGGAGAUCCAGUGCAAUGGGUACACGCUGCCCACCAAGGUGGCCAAGGAGUGUGACUGCCAGCGGUGUACGGAGACCCGGAGUAUUGUGCGGGGCCGUGUCAGCGCUGCUGACAAUGGGGAGCCCAUGCGCUUUGGCCACGUGUACAUGGGGAACAGCCGUGUGAGCAUGACUGGCUACAAGGGCACGUUCACCCUCCACAUCCCCCAGGACACGGAGAGGCUGGUGCUCACGUUCGUGGACAGGCUGCAGAAGUUCGUCAACACGACCAAAGUGCUGCCCUUCAACAAGAAGGGGAGUGCCGUGUUCCACGAGAUCAAGAUGCUUCGGCGGAGGGAGCCCGUCACCCUGGAAGCCACGGAGACCAACGUCAUCCCCCUGGGGGAGGUGGAUGGUGAAGGCCCCGUGGCUGAGUUGGAGAUCCCCUCCAAGAGCUUCUACAAGCAGAACGGGGAGCCCUUCACGGGAAAAGUAAAGGCCAGCGUGACCUUCCUGGACCCCCGCAAUAUCUCCACAGCCGCCGCCGCCCAGAGUGACCUGAACUUCAUCACUGAUGACGGAGACACCUUCCCCCUUCGAACCUAUGGCAUGUUUUCCGUGGACUUCAGAGAUGAGGCCACCUCGGAGUCUCUUAAUGCUGGCAAGGUGAAGGUUCACCUCGACUCGACCCAGGUCAAGAUGCCGGAGCACGUGUCAGCGAUGAAACUGUGGUCGCUCAACCCAGACACGGGGCUAUGGGAGGAGGAAGGUGACUUUAAAUACGAAAGCCGAAGGCGGAACAAAAGGGAAGAGAGAACCUUCCUGGUGGGCAACAUGGAGAUCCGAGAAAGGAGGCUUUUUAACUUGGAUGUCCCCGAAAGCAGGAGGUGCUUCAUCAAGGUGAGGGCCUACAGGAGCGAGAGGUUCUUGCCCAGUGAGCAGAUCCAGGGGGUUGUGGUCUCUGUGAUCAACCUGGAGCCCAGGACUGGCUUCUCAUCCAACCCCAGGGCCUGGGGCCGCUUUGACAGUGUCAUCACGGGCCCCAACGGGGCCUGCCUGCCUGCCUUCUGUGACGACCAGUCCCCUGAUGCCUACUCUGCCUAUGUCUUGGCAAGCCUGGCUGGGGAAGAACUGGAAGCAGUGGCGUCUUCUCCCAAAUUCAACCCAAAUGCAAUCGGUGUCCCUCAGCCCUACCUCGACAAGCUCAAGUACCGUAGGACAGACCAUGAGGACCCACGGGUUAAGAAGACGGCUUUCCAGAUCAGCAUGGCCAAGCCGAGGCCCAACUCAGCCGAAGAGAGCAACGGACCCAUCUACGCCUUUGAGAACCUCCGGGCAUGUGAGGAGGCACCGCCCAGUGCAGCCCACUUCCGGUUCUACCGGAUCGAGGGGGAUCGGUACGACUACAACACCGUCCCCUUCAACGAAGACGAUCCCAUGAGCUGGACGGAAGACUACCUGGCGUGGUGGCCCAAGCCAAUGGAGUUCAGGGCCUGCUACAUCAAGGUGAAGAUUGUGGGGCCCGUGGAGGUGAAUGUGCGAUCCCGCAACAUGGGGGGCACCCACCGGCAGACGGUGGGGAAGCUGUACGGAAUCCGGGAUGUCAAAAGCACACGGGACAGGGACCAGCCCAACGUCUCAUCCGCCUGUCUGGAGUUCAAGUGCGGCGGGAUGCUCUAUGACCAGGAUCGUGUGGACCGCACGUUAGUGAAGAUCAUCCCCCAAGGCAGCUGCCAUCGGGCCAGUGUGAACUCCAUGCUGCACGAGUACCUGGUCAACCACCUGCCGUUGGCGGUCAACAACGACACCAGUGAGUACACCAUGCUGGCGCCUCUGGAUCCACUGGGCCACAACUACGGCAUCUACACCGUCACUGACCAGGACCCUCGUGUGGCCAAGGAGAUCGCCCUGGGCCGGUGCUUUGACGGCACCUCGGAUGGCUCCUCCAGAAUCAUGAAGAGCAACGUGGGAGUGGCCCUCACCUUCAACUGCAUAGAGAGGCAGGUGGGUCGCCAGAGUGCCUUCCAGUACCUCCAAAGUAUCCCAGGCCAGACCCCUGCCCCCGGCACGAUCAGAGCAAGAGUGCCCUUCCGGAGGCAGCAGCGGGCAAGUAGGGGCGGCCAGCGCCGGCCUGGAGGGAUGGCCUCUCUGAGGUUUCGUGGGGUUGCUCAGCAGCCUUUAAACAACUGA
Messenger RNA from Pipistrellus nathusii (Nathusius's pipistrelle), 3558 nucleotides. The record is from the annotation of a GenBank genome assembly. NCBI's taxonomy places the organism in Eukaryota, Metazoa, Chordata, Mammalia, Chiroptera, Vespertilionidae.